AUGUUGGCUGUUGGGCUUGUCCCGUUUUCCAGGGAUGAUGGUAGAGAGAACAUGGAGGCUGGAUCCUCCCAAGUUACUGUGACCUUCCCCGAAGUAGCUGUGAACUUCUCCCAGGAUGAGUGGCUGAGUCUGGACCCCUCUCAGAAGAAUCUCUACAGAGAAGUGAUGCUAGAGACCUACCAGCACCUGCAGGCCGUAGGGCAUUGUGGGGUGAAGCCUGCGCUGAUCUCCUGGUUGGAAGUAGGAGACCUUGAAGGGCUGCAGAGAGGCAUAUUUCUAGAUGGUGGACCACAAGUUCCAAUAGUGACAUUUCAGAAAUUUGCUUUUGGAAUGGAAUAUCCAAUAAAGUAUGAGAUGAGAAACAGCCAGACCCAGUUGGAUGGAGCUGAUCCUGUGCUGCAGGCCGCAAUCUGGGGGAAAUCAUCCUGCCCAUACCCCAAUGGGAGUGAAGAAUCAGGGGGCAUCUGUUGCGAAGUGGACCAGAGUGAAGAGAGAUUUCUUACGCCAGAACCAGUGACCAUUGUGCAAAACUCCCCUGAAUCUGCUCUGCCCAGUCCCUGGACUCAGACCCCCACAGUGGGACCAUUCUGGGAAAUGCGAUCAACAGUGUUUGCUCUGAGCCCCUCACAGUCUCAGGCUAACCAGAAAAUCACCUGUAGAGUGAAGCCACCUGAAUGUAAGCAAUGUCGGGGGGACUAUGUGUGUGCCCUGCACCUUGAAGUUUCCUCAGACACCCUCAGUACAAAGGAUAUCCCUGAGGGUCUGCAGGGUGGAUAUACCCUCAGUCAACCUUCAUACCAGAGAGACACUAAGGAAGUCCAGAAACGAAAGAAGCAAAAUACAUAUCAGGAGUGCGGGAAGGUAAUUUCUCAAUCCUCAUAUCUUAAUAGGCACAAGAGAAUUCAUACAGGAGCGAAACCUUUUACAUGUCAGGAGUGUGGGAAGGCCUUCACUCGAUCCUCAGACCUUAAUAGUCACAAGAAAAUUCAUACUGGAGAGAAACCUUAUACAUGUCAGGAGUGUGGGAAGGCCUUCACUCAAUCCUCAGGUCUUUAUAUGCACAAGAAAAUUCAUACUGGAGAGAAAUCUUAUACAUGUCAAGAGUGUGGGAAGGCCUUCACUCGAUCCUCAGACCUUAAUAGUCACAAGAAAAUUCAUACUGGAGAGAAACCUUAUACAUGUCAGGAGUGUGGGAAGUCCUUCACUAAAUCCUCAGAUCUUAAUAGUCACAAGAAAAUUCAUACUGGAGAGAAACCUUAUACAUGUCAGGAGUGUGGGAAAUCCUUCACUCAAUCCUCAAACCUUUCUAGUCACAAGAAAAUUCAUACUGGAGAGAAACCUUAUACAUGUCAGGAGUGUGGGAAGGCCUUCUCUCAUUCCUCAGGACUCUAUAUUCACAAGAAAAUUCAUACUGGAGAGAAACCUUAUACAUGUCAGGAGUGUGGGAAGGCCUUCUCUCAUUCCUCAGGACUCUAUAUUCACAAGAAAAUUCAUACUGGAGAGAAAAAUUAUACAUGUCAGAAGUGUGGGAAGGCCUUCACUCAAUACUCAAGUCUUUAUCAACACAAGAACAUACAUACUGAAGAGAAACCAUAUACAUGUCAGGAGUGUGGGAAGGCCUUCACUCAAUCCUCAGGCCUGUAUAUGCACAAGAAAAUUCAUACUGGAGAGAAACCUUAUACAUGUCAAGAGCGUGGGAAGGCCUUCACUCGAUCCUCAGACCUUAAUAGUCACAAGAAAAUUCAUACUGGAGAGAAACCUUAUACAUGUCAGGAGUGUGGGAAGUCCUUUACUACAUCCUCAAACCUUUCUAGUCACAAGAAAAUUCAUACUGGAGAGAAAUCUUAUACAUGUCAGGUGUGUGGGAAGGCCUUCACUCAAUCCUCAGGACUCUAUAUUCACAAGAAAAUUCAUACUGGAGAGAAACCUUAUACAUGUCAGGAGUGUGGGAAGGCCUUCACUCAAUCCUCAGGCCUGUAUAUGCACAAGAAAAUUCAUACUGGAGAGAAACCUUAUACAUGUCAAGAGUGUGGGAAGGCCUUCACUCAAUCCUCAGGUCUUUAUAUGCACAAGAAAAUUCAUACUGGAGAGAAACCUUAUACAUGUCAGGAGUCUGACCGGCAGUCAGAGCUGUCCCAAAGGUGGCCGCACAACGUGGUGGGUGAUUCUCCUGAGUACCUGUGGAAGCAAAAGCAAGCCAUUGUUGGAGUUGCCCUUCAGGGCAGUGCUCAGUAUUUGCAACUGCGCUUGAAUCUGCGCCAGGCUUUAGCAAGCCGCGAGCGGCAGGAAGGAGGUUUUUUUUUUUUUUCAGUUGCUCGAAUUGAUCGAAGUCGAGUGAUGGUGGGGGAGGAGAAUCUUCAGGAGCGUCUUUGGCUGUUCCGAGCUGUUGGUACAUGA
Messenger RNA from Suncus etruscus (white-toothed pygmy shrew), 2397 nucleotides. RefSeq names its product zinc finger protein 678-like. NCBI's taxonomy places the organism in Eukaryota, Metazoa, Chordata, Mammalia, Eulipotyphla, Soricidae. The transcript is spliced from 9 exons. Gene Ontology annotation, molecular function: DNA-binding transcription factor activity; RNA polymerase II cis-regulatory region sequence-specific DNA binding. The coding region runs from base 1 to 2397 and encodes 798 amino acids. The record is from RefSeq and is a predicted model, not a curated record. Gene Ontology annotation, biological process: regulation of transcription by RNA polymerase II.